AUGAAUCUCUCACUCGUCGAUCCAUUUGUGUUGGCACAGGAAUACCCAGACACUCUGACUGAGAAGCUGAGCAGCGGCCAUGCGACAUGUUUAAGCUUCAAUCACAAAGGCGACUAUCUUGCUUCUGGACGAGUGGAUGGAACAGUGGUGAUCUUCGAUAUUGAAACCAAUGGCGUGGCGCGCAAAUUGCAAGGCCACACGCGACAGAUCCAGUCUCUGAGCUGGUCUCGCGACGGCCGCUAUCUUCUCACCUCAUCUCAAGACUGGAAAUGCAUCUUAUGGGAUCUGAAAGACGGCUCUCGAGUCCGCACAGUCCGCUUCGAAGCGCCAGUCUACAUCGCCGAACUACAUCCUUUCAACCACCUCCUCUUCGUCGCCUCCCUCUUCGAAGACCAGCCCGUCCUAGUCGACAUCUCCAGCCCAAAACCCGUAAAACGCAUCCUCCCCUCCGCCCCGCUCCGAGCAAGCGGCGAAGACCUCGACCCAGCCGCCGCGGCAAAACAAGCAGCCCAAGACGCCAAACACUCAACCUGCGUCACAAUUUUCACAGCUUUCGGCAACCACAUAAUCGCCGGCACCUCAAAAGGCUGGAUCAACAUAAUCGAAACGCAAACCUGCACAACAAUCCACUCAAUGCGCCUCUGCAACGGCGUUGUCAUCCUCCUCCACCUCGCCAGCAACGGCCGCGACCUUCUAGUCAACAGCUCGGACCGCGUAAUCCGCACCGUGCUAAUGCCCGACCUCUCCCAACUCGGCAUCAACCUCGAACCCUCCGCCAUAAAACUGCAAGUCGAGCACAAAUUCCAAGACGUUGUCAACCGUCUCAGCUGGAAUCACGUUACCUUCUCGUCAACCGGUGAAUUUGUCACAGCAACAACGUUCAUGAACCCGGAUAUCUAUGUCUGGGAACGCAGCCACGGAUCGCUGGUCAAGAUUCUAGAGGGUCCGCGCGAGGAACUCGGCGUCGUCGAAUGGCAUCCUAGCCGACCGAUGGUCGUUGCGUGCGGGCUUGAAACUGGCUGCAUAUACACGUGGUCGAUUGUCUCGCCGCAGAAAUGGUCGGCGCUGGCGCCAGAUUUCGGCGAGGUUGAGGAGAAUGUUGAGUAUAUGGAGGCUGAGGAUGAGUUUGAUGUGCAUCCUGCUGAACAGGUGCAUCAGCGACGACUCGAUCAGGAGGAUGAGGAGCCGGAUGCUGUGACGCUUGAGCUGGUGAAGGGGGAUGGGGACGCGGAUGGCGUUGAGCCUUUUUCUCUACCAGUGCUAUUGAAUGUUGAGGAUAGUGAUUCUGGGGAAGAUGUUGUUGCUGUUGGGCCCGGGACUAUGCGGCGGCGGACGCCUGGGGCUGCUAAGGAGGGUGUCAAUGGGGAUGAGAAGCCGGCGGCUAAUGGGACUUCGAGGGGUGCUGCUAGGCGACGGCGAUAG
Penicillium bovifimosum is the source of this 1422-nucleotide messenger RNA. RefSeq names its product Set1-mediated histone H3-K4 methylation subunit Swd1. Lineage: Eukaryota; Fungi; Ascomycota; Eurotiomycetes; Eurotiales; Aspergillaceae. Gene Ontology annotation, cellular component: Set1C/COMPASS complex. The record is from RefSeq and is a predicted model, not a curated record. Gene Ontology annotation, molecular function: protein binding. The coding region runs from base 1 to 1422 and encodes 473 amino acids. The transcript is spliced from 5 exons.